Messenger RNA from Dreissena polymorpha, 894 nucleotides. RefSeq names its product alpha-aspartyl dipeptidase-like. The coding region runs from base 90 to 815 and encodes 241 amino acids. Gene Ontology annotation, molecular function: serine-type peptidase activity. The record is from RefSeq and is a predicted model, not a curated record. Lineage: Eukaryota; Metazoa; Mollusca; Bivalvia; Myida; Dreissenidae. Gene Ontology annotation, biological process: proteolysis. The transcript is spliced from 7 exons.
UUCCGGUUAAUUAUAAGUGCGGGAACUGUUGUCAAAAGUAAACUUUGGACUUUGGCUAAGAAUUAAAUGAAACGAGCAUAAGUUAAAAAAUGAGACGGUUGUUGUUGAUAUCUAACUCAACUUUGCAUGGAAGUGGAUACCUAGAACACUGCAAAGAUGCGAUAAAAGAUUUUUUAUCAGACCAAGUGAAGACAGUGUUGUUUAUCCCAUAUGCCUUGCAUGAUCGUGACAACUAUGCCUCUAGUGCCAGAAAGGCUUACACAGAAAUGGGUUAUGGAUUGGAAAGCAUUCACGAAAAACCAAAUGCUGUUGAUGCAGUAAAGCAAGCAGAAGCCAUUUUCAUAGGAGGAGGUAACACCUUUCGACUGCUGAAAACUCUGUAUGAUGAGAAGGUCAUAGAAAUCAUCAGACAGCGUGUCUUGGAGGAAGGUGUCCCUUACAUUGGCUCCAGCGCUGGGACAAACGUGGCCACAGUGAGCAUCAACACCACCAACGACAUGCCCAUCGUGUUCCCACCCUCUUUCCAGGCCCUGGGGCUUGUGUCCUUCAACAUCAACCCUCACUACCAGGACCCGGACCCCAACAGCAAGCACAUGGGGGAGACAAGGGAACAGCGUAUCACUCAGUUCCAUGAAUACGAAGAUGCACCACCUGUUUUGGCUAUCAGAGAAGGAUGCAUCCUACAUGUUGAGGGUGACAAAGCGACGCUGUGUGGGAAAAAUGAUGCCAGAUUGUUUAUCAGAGGAAAAACUCCUGAGGAAUUUCAGCCAGGCGCAGAUAUGUCGUUUUUGUUGGAAUGGAAGAAGUCAUCAUAGAUUUGUUUUGUAAUUGGAACUGUGCUUUUAAUUGACACAUUCUCAUAUUCACUAAAAUAAAAUGUAUGUAUAACCGAAA